Messenger RNA from Pyrus x bretschneideri (Chinese white pear), 1287 nucleotides. RefSeq names its product S-norcoclaurine synthase 1-like. NCBI's taxonomy places the organism in Eukaryota, Viridiplantae, Streptophyta, Magnoliopsida, Rosales, Rosaceae. The coding region runs from base 76 to 1152 and encodes 358 amino acids. The transcript has 4 exons. The record is from RefSeq and is a predicted model, not a curated record.
UUAUAAAUGCCGUCCACAAAGUACAUAAUUUAUAUACACAACAGAAUUUGAGAGUUUCAGAUUAGUGGUGUGAGAAUGGAAACUGAUGAGGUAGUAUUCAGCAGAAAAGACUUGGGCGGUUCUCUACCAGUUGAGAAUGUUCAAGCUCUUGCUUCCAACACCUUGAAAGAAAUACCACCCCGAUACAUCCGGCCUGAAAUCGAACAUGAGCCAGCUUCCGUUGAGGACUCGCUUCAAAUUCCAGUUGUUGAUAUCAACAAGCUUAAUGAUGAUGAUGAUGAUGAUGAAUUAGCUAAACUUCAUUUGGCUUGUAAGGAAUGGGGUUUCUUUCAGUUGAUCAACCAUGAUGUACCUGAAGGAGUGAUUAAGAAAAUGAAGAGUGACACUGAGGAGUUCUUCCAGCUGCCACUAGAAGUAAAGAAGACUUAUGCACAGCUGCCAAAUCAUAUUGAAGGUUAUGGCCAAGCCUUUGUAGUUUCUGAAGAUCAAAAACUUGACUGGGGAGACAUGCUCUUCCUACUCUCACAACCACUCUCCAUCAGAAAUCUCACAUUCUGGCCUACCCUCCCCACUUCUUUCAGGGAGACACUGCAUAAAUACUCAGAGGAACUUCAACAGAUCACACUCUAUCUAUGGAAGUUGAUAUGUAAGAAUCUGGGGCUCGAUUCAGAGGAGCUGGCAAGCAUGUUCGAGGAUGGAACGCAAGGUCUAAGGAUGAAUUAUUAUCCACCCUGUCAGCAAGCUAGCAGGGUUAUGGGUCUCACUCCACAUUCAGAUUCUGUGGGUUUGACUCUAUUAGUUCAAGUUAACGAAGUUCAAGGUUUACAAAUCAAGAAAAAUGGCAGAUGGGUACCCGUUAAACCGGUACCCGGUGCAUUCAUCGUCAACAUCGGCGACAUCAUUGAGAUAAUGAGUAAUGGAGAGUAUAAGAGCAUAGAGCACAGAGCUGUGGUGAACACAGAAAGGGAACGGCUUUCAAUUGCAGCGUUUCACAGCCCGAAUAUGAGGACCGCGAUUGGUCCCUUGCCAGAUCUUGUCAAGGAUAAUGCAGCAAACUACAAGACCGUAAGCAGCGAGGAGUAUAUUAAACACGUCGUAACCAGCAAACUCGACGGUAAAAACGUACUGGAACAUAUGAAAUUGAAGGUGUGACAUACUCAAGACAGCAAAAGGAGUGAACUAGAUAAUCUUGUAAGAAUGACUUUUGAGUGUCAUUAAACCAUAAUGUAGAUGUAAAUAUAUUAAGUAAAAAGAUUGUAUUUCAUAUGGACUCAAUAAUAUGGAAUA